ACCCCAGUGAGUCACUGGGCGGUCUCAUUUGGGCAGAAGGGAGUUUAGUUUUUCCAGCAUAGACAGGAAACAUGCUCACUGCACUGUGAACACACAGGAGUGUCUCUCACAUACUGCUGGGAAGCUUAACAAGACAGCACAGUAUUGGUGUUGCACAGCAGAGAUGCAAAACAGAAACUUUCAUAAGCAUAGAUUUAAGUUUUCUGAAGAUACCAAAUCGAAGCAGCACGAGGAGCACCAGAGAACGACUACUUUGUAAAUUCUUGGACAGUUUUUUGGGAACAAUAUGGCAGACCUUAUUCCUGGACUACUCAUCUGUCUGAUGGCCUUGCAAACCUUUCAACAUGAUGAAACAGAGAAGACUGAAAACACAUCAAGUUUUUCACCGAAAACCUUCAAAGGGAAGACGUACAAACUUAAUAAAACAAACAGACUACUGGCCUCAGCCCUUCCAAGUACAAUACCUCAUCUCCUCGUGACCCCAGAAAGUCCUGUAACAGCCUAUACCACAGGGAUCCUCAGCACCUGGAUCAUACCAUCAUCAUAUAUCCUCACCAUGCUGGUGGGUAUCCCCUCCAACGCCUAUAUCCUGGCUUUGUUGAGAGUCAGACUCGCAGAAAAAUCCUUAUCCACAAUCCUUCUUUACCUGAAUCUGGCCUUGUCUGACCUGUUGCUGCUGCUUUCUCUGGCCCUGCGAGUUCACUACCAUGUCAGCGGAAACAACUGGAUAUUUGGGGAAAUCCCUUGCAGGUUGAUUACAGCCUUGUUUUAUGGCAAUGUGUACUGUUCAGCUCAAACCAUUGCAUGCAUCAGUGUUAAGCGCUACCUUGCUGUUGUUAGACCUUUUUUGUACAGAAGGCUGUCUCAGACUGCACUGGCAGUGUGGACAUGCUUCAUUCUGUGGAUUCUCUUUGGGGCGGCGGUCGCACCUGAGCUCCUGGUCAGGCAGAGCUACCACAUUAUCCAGCUGGGAGUCACAACCUGCCAUGACGUGCUUCCCCUAGAAGAAAGUACCCAUUUCCCACUGAUGCCAUAUAGACUGACUCUGGUUUGUGUGGGCUUUCUAAUGCCCUUUUUCAUCUGUAUUGGUGUACAUGUGGCAGUGGUGUACCAUCUUCGGCAAUCUGGCUGUGACUGGAGACCAUUUAUCAGAGUCACCACUUUAGUUUUCAUUAUCUUUAUGGUAUGUUUCUCACCUAGUGGCAUCCUACACAUCACCCACUACAUCAACCUGUUGUCUAUUUUGGACGACAGACUUUAUGGAUACUACAGGCUAGCGAUGUGUCUCUGCUGCUUCCACAGCUGUCUGGACCCUUUCUUGUGUAUUCUUAUGUCAAAGACAAUAGCCUCAGAAGUACAAUUCAUCUCCCUCCACAGGGUUCCUCAGAGGCCUGCUGUAUUAAUGUGAGACUGCAUGUGCACCAAUAAGAGACAUUUCCCCACCGGAUCAAUCAUUGAACAAAACAUGGAAAUAUAAAUGAGAAAAAAAAACAAACUAAAUUAUAACAUGACUAUUUGAAUUUAAUGAGAAUACUACAGCUAUUUUAUUAGAUCCUAUAUAACAGUUUUGUUAUGCAACAAUUAUUUUUCACAUCUGUCACAUAUUUGGAAAUGAACUCCCAGACUUUGUGAGCAUCUUACAAGACAUACACUGGGAGACUGCUAGAGAGAAUGUAGAUAAUAUUUAUAUUCAUACAGAAUACUUAUAAAAACAUUCACUUUCAUUCUUCGACAUUCUCAAUUCAUAUGUACACAAAUAAUUACAUUAAAUCUCAUUUUCACA
Thalassophryne amazonica is the source of this 1783-nucleotide messenger RNA. RefSeq names its product coagulation factor II (thrombin) receptor-like 2 (gene f2rl2). Gene Ontology annotation, molecular function: thrombin-activated receptor activity. Gene Ontology annotation, cellular component: membrane. The record is from RefSeq and is a predicted model, not a curated record. Gene Ontology annotation, biological process: thrombin-activated receptor signaling pathway; positive regulation of Rho protein signal transduction; blood coagulation. The transcript has 2 exons. Lineage: Eukaryota; Metazoa; Chordata; Actinopteri; Batrachoidiformes; Batrachoididae. Bases 287 to 1408 code for a protein of 373 amino acids.